Messenger RNA from Rotaria sp. Silwood1, 1038 nucleotides. Lineage: Eukaryota; Metazoa; Rotifera; Eurotatoria; Philodinida; Philodinidae. The record is from the annotation of a GenBank genome assembly.
AUGGCCACAUCCCUUGAAUAUUUACCUGAUGAAGUUCUCUUAAAUAUUUGUCAAUAUUUAUCUCAAUAUGAUAUUAUUCUUGCUUUUUUUGGUUUAAAUAAUCGUCUUAAUUGUACAAUUUCACAAUUCUUUCAAACACUUGUUAUUUCUAACGAAACCUAUUGGUCUCAUAAAGAAAAUUGUCAACUUCUUUCUAUUAUUGGACCUUAUCUUCAUUCACUUACAAUCAAAAAUAUUCAUUUGUCUUCAGCUGAGAUUAGCUUAGCAUCCAAUAUUCAUGAAUUAACAUUUAUCCAUUCACAACCUGAUAAUAUACCGCCACUUCGCCAUCUCACUGAUCUAAAUAUUAUCUAUGGAUCAACAUUCAAACUGAUUGAUAUUCUAUUUUCUAAAAAAAAUAAUCUUCAUUCUGUUUAUAUAGCUUCAACAAAUCCUUUAAAAAUACCUCUUUUUUCACCUCCAAAAUUUUCUAAUAUCAAACAACUUGCUGUAACUCUUCAAUCAUUUGAUGAUUUUGUUCAUUUACUUUAUAUUUGUCCUGAACUUACAUGUCUUAAUCUAAUGAUACAAACGUUCAAUUCCAUAGACAUUCAAAAUUUAGACAAUCAAACCUCGAUUGAGACACCUGCGACUCUACGUAGUUUUUCUCUUCGAACAUCAUACGAUAUAAAUAUAAGUUUUAAUGACUUACAACAUAUCCUUAAACAUCUAACAUCAAAACUUGAACAUAUUGCAGUUGAAAUUUAUACCGAAGAUAUUGCUUGUGUUGAUGGUCAACAAUGGGAAUUUUAUUUAAAAGAAAAUCUACCAGAUUUAUCUCAUUUUGAAUUUUUAAUCAUUCUAAGACAAGACUCUCCACAAGGAUUGAAACCAUUACAAUUACCAGAUGUUCUGAAAACAUAUCAAAGUGCAUAUUGGUCAAAAAUUAUACCUCAAAACAUAACUGGAUAUUAUAAUCGACGAUAUUCCGGUGUAUCGUUGUGUGUACAUACUGAAAUUAUUCCAACAGUGAGACGACGACGUUACUUUUUACAUUAA